Molecule: messenger RNA, 1977 nt
Organism: Lachancea meyersii CBS 8951
Lineage: Eukaryota; Fungi; Ascomycota; Saccharomycetes; Saccharomycetales; Saccharomycetaceae
Source: the annotation of a GenBank genome assembly
AUGCCUAGUCUACCAGGUGAGGACUCGCUAUAUGAUCAGUAUGGUGUCGUAAUUGAUGCAGGCUCAUCUGGCUCCAGACUUUAUGUGUACAAGUGGCAGGAUCCGCAGUUUACUGCAGGCCAAGCAAACAACGAACUUCAACACUCUGUACCUCAAAUACAUUUGGAGAAAGAGUGGACAUCUAAAACCUCACCAGGUCUGUCAUCCUUCGCUUCCAAACCUAAGAAGGCCUUUUCUGAGCAUAUAAAGCCCUUGCUGGAAUUUGCGGAAAGCAUCGUGCCCAGGGAAAAAUUGCAGUCCACACCAGUAUUUCUCCAGGCUACCGCCGGCAUGAGACUUCUUCCCGAGGCGAAGAGAAACGCAAUAUUGGAAAACGUUUGCCAUGGCAUGAAACAGCUCAGCAGCUUUUCAGUCGAUAAUUGCGAAUCUCGAAUUCAAGUGAUCGAUGGGGAAACGGAAGGUCUUUAUGGGUGGAUCGGGCUUAAUUAUCUGCUCGGUAACUUGAAUGAUUUUCAGACCACGGAUUCCAACCAUCAGUCGUUUGGCUUUAUGGAUAUGGGAGGCGCCUCUGCUCAAAUCGCUUUUGUGCCGAGCAACGAAUCAGAGAUUGAGAAACAUGAUGACGACAUCUCAACCAUCACCUUGAGAAGCGUCAACGGUGAAGCGCAAAGUUGGAGGGUUUUUGUAAGUACUUGGCUCGGGUUCGGGGCAAAUCAGGCUAGGAGCAGAUAUCUUGCUCAAAUGGUCAACAGGCUCCCCGAGAAUUCAAACGACCGUCACGACGAUGAUUUAAGUACAAGAAGACUGACAGACCCUUGCAUGCUCAAGGGAUCCAGCAGCAAUUUCAAGUUCAAGGAUGUUGAGUUUCAAGUGAUCGGUUCGGGAAAUUACAAACAUUGUGCAAAGUCAAUAUUUCCAUUGUUGAUGAAGGAUAUUCCGUGUAGAGAAGAACCCUGCUUGUUUAAUGGAGUUCACGCACCUUCCAUCGAUUUUUACAAAGAUAAAUUCGUUGGUACCUCCGAGUUUUGGUACACCGCAAAUGAUGUCUUUCAGAUCGGAGGAGAAUACAAUUUCUAUGAUUUCAGUCUCAAAGUGAACGAGUAUUGUGAGACAAACUGGAGUGAGAUCGAAGAGUUGAGCAAGUCUGGAAAAUUCAAUGAUUUGUCUCCUAAGCUUCUCAUGGAAUCCUGCUUCAAAGCCAACUGGAUCCUGUCUGUCCUGCACGAAGGCUUCGAAAUGCCGAGAGUCGGGAUAGAAGUACCAGGGAGUGAAGACGACAAAAAGGAUGACACGGAAAAGAUAGUAGCUGCUGCUGCUGCUUUUCGAAGUACCGACUCCGUCAAUGGGCACGAGCUUUCGUGGACUUUAGGGAAAAUUGUACUAUACGCUUCCGCCCUGGUGGCGGAUCCAUCGGAGGAUUUACCUGUUGGGAUUAGACCCAGUGCCAACGACAUACAAAACUUUAACAAGAAGUUCAUUCCAGGAUGGGCGACUCAAUAUCAAAGCGGAAGCAAUUCCAUUCUCAAUUUUUCGAGGUUCUUUUCACUAUUAGUGAUGAUACUCAUAGUCGCAGCUGUUGUCUCUCUUCUCGUGGGAAGAAAUAUUCAUAAACAACAAAGCUCCCUGACCAAGUCAGCUCUUUCGCUGGUCAAAAAACUCAGAUCCAAAUUAUCUACAUUGAAGAACUCUGCACUUUCGACUACUGAACCUGAUAGCGAUUUAGAGGAAGGGCUUAUUUUUAGGCCGACAAGAGGCAGCGAAGAAAGGGAAGGGAUUCAAGUUAGAAGCAGAAGCAUGUUCAACCUCGAAGAAGCAAGACAUAUUCCCAGAGAAAAUUUUCAGAUGGGAAAUAGAGCAAUGGCUGCUUCUCCCGAUCUCUCUGGGCCUGAACGGGUCGAAUUGAGAGCUGCCUUUUCAUUGGCAGAUUUCAGUAAUUUCAUCAAGUCAGCAACGCCAAGCAAAAAAGAUUCUAAUUAA